Aphidius gifuensis is the source of this 1628-nucleotide messenger RNA. It is a transcript of the gene Gas8, whose product is annotated as dynein regulatory complex subunit 4. Gene Ontology annotation, biological process: cell motility. The transcript has 4 exons. The record is from RefSeq and is a predicted model, not a curated record. Gene Ontology annotation, molecular function: small GTPase binding; microtubule binding. The coding region runs from base 266 to 1444 and encodes 392 amino acids. Lineage: Eukaryota; Metazoa; Arthropoda; Insecta; Hymenoptera; Braconidae. Gene Ontology annotation, cellular component: motile cilium; Golgi apparatus; microtubule.
UUUUUUUUCUUGUUUACUUAAUUUAUUUAUUUAUUUGUCAUAUUGUAUUUUACUUUACAAAAAAUGAUAGUUCGUAAACAUAUUAUAAGACAGGAAUUAAAAUUAUGAUUUUAUAUAAAUAUAGAAUUUAAAUUUUAUAUUAUCAAUUAUUAUACUUGCGUUGCUUAGCAACUGUCUUUGGCUGUCAUAAGACUUUCGGCACUUGAAUUCUUAGCAGAACUAUUCCUCAUUUUCCACUUUUCGUUGUUUAUUUAUAUUUAUAAAAAUGGCUCCAAAACGUUCAAAGGGAAAAACAAUGGACUCAGUUGAUGGUGUUGACACAUCAAAAAUGACUAGAGAACAACUUGAACUUUAUUCACAUAAAAUACUUGAAGAAAUGGAACGUGAAAGAGAGGAGAGAAAUUAUUUUCAACUAGAGAGAGACAAUAUCAGAAGGUAUUGGGAAAUAACGAGGCAUCAACUUGAAGAAGCAAAAUCUGAAAUUCGUAACAAGGAAAGAAAAAACGAAGAACUUGCUGAAAAACAUGAAAAAGAAAUAAAAUUGUUUAAACAAAAAGUUAAAUAUUUAAUGUAUGAACAUCAGACAAAUUUGUCUGAAACAAAAGCUGAACAAAUGGUUGCACUGAAACUAUCUCAGGAUGAUCAUAUUGAGCAAGAAAACCAUUUGUUAAAAGACAAAGAAGACUUCCGAAAACUAAUGAAAGAACAGGAACUUGCUCAUGUCAAUGAAGUUCGAGGCCUAAGAAUGAAUAGCACUAAAGACAUGACGGAAUUAAUUCAAAAAUUUGAAUCCGAAGCAAUGGAAUUGGAAAAAAAAUAUGAAGAAAAAUUUUCAAGUCAAUAUGAAUCAAUGCAUUUACAGAAACAAAUGGAAAUCACCGAAGUUGAAGAACGAAAAAAUAUGCAAAUAUCGAGUUUAAUCAAAAAUCAUGAAAAAGCUUUCGCUGAAAUGAAAACAUAUUAUAAUGAUAUUACUCUGAAUAAUUUAUCACUUAUACAAAGCUUGAAAGAGCAAAUAGAAGUUAUGAAAAUUAAUGAAGAAAGAAUAAAGAAACAAGUGCGAGAUUUAACAGGCGAAAAUAAAAAAUUAUUAACUGACUCGAAAAAUUGUGAGGAACAGCUUAGCGAAUUGAAUCGACAACUGACCUACUAUGGAAAAGAUAAACUUUGCUUAUCUAAUACAAAAAAAAAAAUUUCAGCAAUUACUAAAGAUUAUGAAAACUUAAAAUGGGAAAAUGAAGUUUUAGAAUUACGUUUUAAUAAAUGCCAACAUGAACGUGAUGAAUUACACUCAAGAUUUGUUUCAUCAAUUUUAGAAGUACAGAAAAAAAGUGGUCUUAAAAAUGUUAUAUUGGAAAAAAAAUUAGAAAAAUUAUCAAAGUUGUUGGAAGAACGUGAUAUUCAUAUUCAGCAGGUAGUUAAUGAUGGAAAACUUCGUACAUAGAAUUUGUGCCACAACUCGAUUUUAUUCUAAUAAAAUAUUCAAUAGUGGACUUAGUUUUUGCAUAAAAUUAACACUCGUUUAAAAACGCCCGUUACACACGUCAGUAUAAGUCAAAAUAAAAGUAAACAACGAAACUGAAUAAUUGAAAAUAUGAAUAUUUAUAGUUUAAUUCAACCACAUGAUU